AUGGCCGGCGAUCUUGAAGCGGCGCGCAUCGUCUCGUUACCUGCGGACGCCUUCUACAUUGCGAACUUUAUCUCCAAGGAGGAAGAGGAGCUGUUGUUGCAGAAGAUCGCAUCUGCCCCGCUACCUCGCUGGACACACCUCUCUCACCGACGACUGCAGACAUGGCCAUCGCCAUUGACCAAAUCGAAUGCCCUGCUCGCCUCACCCCUCCCAGGCUGGCUGGUGUCACCCAUCAUCGAGCCCCGCUUCACGGAGCUACGCGUGUUCCAUGAUGCCCCACACCACGCCCCCAACCACGUCCUGGUGAACGAGUACCGCCCCGGUCAGGGCAUCAUGCCACACGAGGACGGCGCCGCGUACCACCCCCUCGUCGCAACCGUCAGCCUUGGGGCCCCGAUCGUGCUCGAUCUCUACGAGAAAAAACCCGGUCCCAGUGCUAGUUCCAGCUUCGCAAGCGCGGCCAGCGACACGCCCGCGCGAAACUCCCAGUUCCGGGUCUUGCAGGAGCGGCGCAGCCUGCUGAUUACGCGAGGCCGGCUCUAUACGGAUUUCCUGCACGGCAUCGCGGAGACGACGACGGACAGGGAGUUAGGCCCGGACACCAUUUGCAACUGGAGUCUCCUGGGAGAGCAGGAACCGUACCGGAUGGGGAGGUAUGAGCGGCAGACCCGGACGAGUCUCACGUUUCGGGAUGUGCUGAAGGUCGCGAAGAUAGGGAAUACCGCGAAGUUCCUGAGCGGGCGGUGA
Messenger RNA from Penicillium macrosclerotiorum, 747 nucleotides. RefSeq lists its product as uncharacterized. The coding region runs from base 1 to 747 and encodes 248 amino acids. The record is from RefSeq and is a predicted model, not a curated record. Lineage: Eukaryota; Fungi; Ascomycota; Eurotiomycetes; Eurotiales; Aspergillaceae. The transcript has 2 exons.